AUGAACUCUCCGAAUCGCCCUUCGACUUCUCUUAAUAUCGACGUCGACUACAGCGGUACUUCUAUACAAACAAACCCUGCGAUAGCAGAUAUUCAAACUUUUCUCUUGGGUGAUUCCAAUACUAUUAAUAAACUCUUGUCCUUAACAGACCUUCUUUCAAGUAGACAGAAUCUUAACUUUUAUAUAGAUGAUGCAUUACGCCCGCCUGGCUUAACGUCUAAUAACCUUAACACACAUAAAACCACUAAUAUGGGUUUUGGAUGGAUUAACAUAGACCGAACUGACAAUAAUCCUCUUUACACUUUUUAUGGAAGUACAAUUCUGACACCUUCUUCAACUAAAGCGGAAAUCAAAGCGCACUCAGGUGAUACUUAUAAUGACCUUGCUGAUGCGGAAGCUACUAAAGGUCUAGAUGCUUCACCUAUUAUCAUCAAUUCUAAAUCCACGAUGAUACCAUUGUGGGAUUCUAUUGGAUCUAUUGAUCUUCAGAAAAGUCCAAGAAAACAUCUUUCAAAAUCAAAAUUUUGCCGUGUGGUGAUGUUCGCUCAUUAUACACUUCGCGAUUAUCGGCAGAAUGAACACCUUUUCACCAACUCUACCUCACCACGAGAUUUGGAUGCUGCGACUAUUUUACAACCUAGUAUAGUGGAUGUAACACAUCCUAUUUACCUUAUCAUUCACAAUAUUGUUUCUCAAUCUUUAAUAGAUUUAAUACACCCUCAUACGCGAAAAUCUUCACAUACUAAUUCCAUCGUUAUGGAUAUUAUGUUGCUGGUUCGAAACCAAUUUUACACGAUCGUUAGGAAACGUCACACAGAAUCCAUGACCGCAUGGGAGAAACGUCAAGGAAUUCACACAAAAAAAUCUAAAAUGCGCCGUGCUAAGCGCCGCACCCUCAACAAACUACAAAAACCUAAUGACCAUUUUUUCCCUAGAUGGAUCAUCAUUACAACGUCGAAUUAUUUACAUAUGGGUGGUUGGACUACUUUUAUUAAUAGACAAUCUUUUUAUAAUUCACUUUUACCAUAUAUAGAAUAUUUUUCGUUAUUUCAAAGUAUUAUAAUAUAG
This is a messenger RNA of Rhizophagus irregularis DAOM 181602=DAOM 197198, 1068 nucleotides long. The record is from RefSeq and is a predicted model, not a curated record. NCBI's taxonomy places the organism in Eukaryota, Fungi, Glomeromycota, Glomeromycetes, Glomerales, Glomeraceae.